CACACGUCAGUGAAGUGAAUUGCUGCCGGCGGCCAAUCUGCUGUUGCGCGGACUCGAUCAGAAGUCAGCCGCUCCCAUUCCUCGCAUCCCUCCGCGCUCCUCAUUGUGCUCUGCUGACUCAGUGCCUUAAGCAUCGUCCGCUCUCAGCGCCACUGGCACACACCUCGACCGUUGUGGAAAUUAAUACGGAUUCAAGAAAGGACACCAUGGCCAAGACAGCUAUCGCAUACAAGGAGAAGAUGAAGGAGCUGUCCAUGCUCUCGCUCAUUUGCUCCUGCUUCAGCCAACAGACACGCAACAACCUUGUCUGUGAGUUUGACGAUAUGGAAGUGAAGCCAAUAAACAAAAGGGCCUCAGGCCAGGCCUUCGAGGUGAUUCUGAAACCACCCUCACCGGUGUCAGACGUGGCCCACAGCAUCACCUCUCCUCCAAAGAAGAGGGAUAUGUCACUGGAAGACAUCCAGAAGAAGCUGGAGGCUGCUGAGAACCGCAGGAGGUCCCAGGAAGCUCAGGUGCUCAGAGCUCUGGCUGAGAAACGUGAGCACGAGAGGGAUGUGCUGCUCAAAGCCAUGGAGGAAAACAGCAACUUCAGCAAGAUGGCAGAGGAAAAGCUCAUUCUGAAGAUGGAGCAGAACAAGGAAAACCGUGAGGCCCACCUGGCAGCCAUGAUGGAACGCCUGCUGGAGAAGGAGCGACAUGCUACAAUUGUCCGCAGGAACAAGGAGCUGAGGGAAGAACUAAUAGCGUGAAGUUAUCCUCCUCCUCAUCCAAACCCUUCAUCAGCCAACCUGUCACCUGUUAUCCUGCUCACACACACACACACACACACACACACACAGACGCACACACACCUAACCACUGGUAAAAACCAAUCAGAACAACUAGUAUCACACUCGUAUACAGUUUGAACGGUCUUGCUUGAUUUCAUAGAGUAAUGGGAAGACACAAGUAUUAUUUUGUAAACACAUCUUUUUUUAUCUCUCACUCUCUCUCUUUCUUUCAGAUUGAAUGAUAACAAAUCAAAUGUAUCGAAUCUACACGAUACGCUAUGUUAAUUCGUUCAUGCUCAUUUGUUUUGGUUCAGGCUCGUCUGCUUUGAUCAUGUGAGAAGUUCUUGAUGUUGUGAGUAAGCCGCCCGCUUACGUUUGCAGUGUAAAACGAUGUGAAGUUUGGUGUAAUUGUGAAGAAUGCAAAACGCUUCAGUGCUCAGGCCCCAGAUUUACGUUUUAAAAACGCAAACCUACCCAGACUCAUGAACAUAUAGUGCACUUACGUUUAUAUCCAGCAUGAUCAAGACAUUUUCCUGAACAGAUAGCUUGAAAUAUGAGUACUGAAACGUUAAUAGCGUUUCAUUUAAAACAACAGCAUAUUGUAUUUCUCUGUAUUUUAGUUUCUAUGCAUAAUAUCCUUAUGUAAAAUGAAAUAUCUCUUUCUUGAAAUGUUACGCACAUCUGCAUGUCUACAUCUGGAAACGUACUCUUUUGUUGGCUGACGUUUGGAAACACUGCACCCUUUCUGGACCCUUUGGACUAGAGUCUAAACAGCUUGACACAGCCUGCGGUAGAAUACUACAGUUUUCUAUCCCUGUUUUUCUUUCCGUUGACCUGCCCCAUUCCCUUACAUUGAUUCAGGCCUUCAGCACUCAAGCUGAUGAGUAGACAUCUUCAUUCGUGCAGCGCUCUCUCUGAAUGUUCUGACAUCUGUAUGGCUUUAUAAAAUAGGUAACAUCUUUACCAGCGGAAUGUAUCCUCAUAUACUCCCAACUACAGCCUUUGACGUGUGACUAUUUUCUUUUUGGUUCAUUUUCGUGCGAUUGGAGUGUGUGCAAGUGAGUGUGUGUGUGUCCACGUUAGGCUGACCGAGCAUUUGUGUCCUUUCUCUCUGGAAGUGAAGUGAUAGGCAGAUGCAGAAUAUGCACUGAAUGAUUCUGAUUUCGUUUGGAUUUGUUUUUCAGAUCACUGUCUCCUCUAUAAAUAUGCUUGAAGUGUCUUCGGCUGCCAAAAUUGUCUUUCCCCUCUCUCAUUUCUGUGUGCGCAAACUUUGGUGAAAAUAAAGGUUUGGGGUUCUGUGAA
Molecule: messenger RNA, 2072 nt
Organism: Carassius auratus (goldfish)
Lineage: Eukaryota; Metazoa; Chordata; Actinopteri; Cypriniformes; Cyprinidae
Product: stathmin-2-like
Exons: 5
Coding region: 207-749 (180 amino acids)
Biological process (GO): microtubule depolymerization; neuron projection development; regulation of microtubule polymerization or depolymerization
Cellular component (GO): cytoplasm; growth cone; neuron projection
Molecular function (GO): tubulin binding
Source: RefSeq, a predicted model, not a curated record